Molecule: messenger RNA, 1880 nt
Organism: Acanthoscelides obtectus
Lineage: Eukaryota; Metazoa; Arthropoda; Insecta; Coleoptera; Chrysomelidae
Source: the annotation of a GenBank genome assembly
GCAUCUUUUUGUUUAUUAGUCAAUCAAACAUAAAUAUGUCAAGUCUGUCAAAGAGCCUCGUGUAUUCCUAACCCUACUUCAUUGAUGUCGGUUGUGGUGCUGGACGGUGGAUCUUGGGCACUUUUUUGAAAAAAUUGUGAUUCUUUACCGCUAAAAGGCUUGACAAAAAUACGGCAUCAUGAGCUACAUUCCAGAGCAAGCUGCAAUGCCACCAGAACAGAGAAAAGGCAAAAUUUUGUGCUGCGAAUGUGGCACUCCAAUAGAGCCCAAUCCAGUGAACAUGUGUCCAGCAUGUAUUCGUCUCAAUCACCGAGAUGUAACAGAUGGGAUUCCCAAACAGGCAACAUUACACUUCUGCAGUGGAUGUGAAAGGUACUUUCAACCUCCUAGUGAAUGGGUGCAUUGUGCUUUGGAGUCCAGAGAGCUGUUAUCCCUUUGUUUGAAGAAACUGAAGGGUUUGAAUAGGGUAAAGUUGAUAGAUGCUGGAUUCCUGUGGACAGAACCCCAUUCAAAACGAAUCAAGAUAAAACUGACGGUUCAUGCAGAAAUUGCUGGUGGGGCAGUGCUAGAGCAAGUGUUUGCUGUUGAAUAUACAGUUGCUCAUCAGAUGUGUGAUGACUGUCACAGAUCAGAAGCCAAGGAUUACUGGAAAGCAUCAGUGCAAGUCAGGCAAAAGGCUGAGAACAAGAAAACAUUUUACUAUUUAGAGCAAAUGAUUCUGAAACAUAAGGCACAUGAAAAUACUUUGGGAAUCAAACCAAUUCAUGGUGGCCUGGAUUUUUUUUAUGCAACAGAGGCUCAUGCCCGAAAAAUGCUAGACUUUGUUCAAUCUGUGCUGCCUUGCAAGUACCAGCACUCAAAAAAACUCAUCUCACAUGAUAUUCACAGUAACGUUUACAAUUACAAAUUCACUUACAGCAUUGAAAUAGUUCCGGUUUCUAAAGACAGCAUUAUUUGUCUUCCAAAAAAGCUUUCUCAGCAACUUGGAGGGAUUUCACAAGUAUGUUUGGUCUAUAGGGUUACAAAUACUGUUCAUCUUAUAGAUCCAACAACUGGACAGAUUGGUGAAUUGAAUAGCACAACAUAUUGGAGAUAUCCCUUUGGUAGUAUAUGCAACCCCAAACAAUUGGUUGAGUAUAUAGUUAUGGAUAUAGAACCUAUAAUGGAAAAAGACAAAAAGAUAGCUCCAGGCAAAGGUGCAGUUUCUAACAGACACGUUCUUGCAGACGUGUGGGUAGUACGAGCAUCUGAGUUGGGUAUAAAUGAUAAUCCUAUACAUACCAGAACCCAUUUAGGUCACAUCCUAAAACCUGGAGAUUCUGUCAUGGGGUACAACAUAGGCGAUAGCAACGUCAACGACGCAAAUUUUGAAAAACUGGAUAGAAACAUGAUUCCAGACAUUUUAUUGGUCAAGAAAUACUAUGGUGAUAGAGUAUCUAGGAAAAAGCAAAGAAUUUGGAAACUUAAACGUCUUGCUGAAGGAGAUGCAGCUUUCGAUUGUGACGCCAAUGACUUCCACGAGUUCUUAGACGACCUUGAAGAGGACCCUGCUCUCAGACAAAACGUCAAUAUAUUCAAAGACGCCACCAAGCAAAUUUCUGUGGACAAUGACGACAAAUGCGACGAGACGUUACCUCGAGUCACGCUGGCUGAAAUGCUGGACGAUUUGGUCAUUGAUGAUGUGGAGAUGGAAGAAGCAGAUUAGCUUAUUUUUUAUGAUGUAUUGUAAAAAUUACAACAUAUGUGAUACAUUUGUUAAUUGCAUUGUAAAAUAUAAAGCGUAAUAUUACUAUAAUGGGUUGGAAAAAAUACAAUAUAAAAUAGGAACAAUUGUAAACAUAAAAAGCAAAGAUGCAACAAUAAAGUAAAUUGAUCGAAAA